AGUCUCUUCUAUGUCCAAACAAAAAUAAGCUGAGAGCUGCUGGCUGGCAUUUAUAAACAUCCAGCUGAUAGACUGGUAGUACACCCAUUUUUAUACGCGAACAGCACGGACAUAUACCGAAAGGAUAACCACCACACAAGACGAACAGAACAAUAAACAGCUUCCAGCAAAAUGUCCACUAAUUUUCGCUAUACAGUAGUCAAAACAAUACGACCUUAUGUGAAAUUCUUUCCACAACUAACCAAGCCUGUGAUGCGGGUUCUCAUCCAAGUGUCGGUGCACUAUAUCGAGAGCAGUAAGUGUUCGCCCGAGGUAUUGGAUUUGGCUCUGAAUAAACUGACACACGCCGGCCACCCGAUACCAGAAAAUUUCUGUGAGCUGUUCGCAGCCAUAUUACAGAUAAUGCAAAUAUUUCUACGGACUCCAGUUAAGCCAGAGGAAUUAAGGGACUGUUUGAAACAGGACUUAAGAUUCAGUGACGAAUGCGUUGAAGAUUUGGCCAAAGUUUUGCACAAUCAUCGCUCAUCAUUAACCAAGAACUAUGUGGAGGCCAAACAGUUGCGGUCAUGUGCCAAAAAUCUGCAGUGGCGCAUCAAUAUAUCCCUGAGUAUACCACGGGGCCCCUCAUCCGCAGGCAACAAAAAACCAACUGGCAGUGAUGGCGAGAGGGGAGGUGCUGUUGUAACACCUACCAUCAUUCUACAUUUCCAGUUAUCAGACGGUCGCUACCGGACCCUUGAACUGCCAUUGGCGAUGUUUCAUCGUCUGCGGUACAAUGUCGCCGUCUUGCUUAGCGAAAUGCAAUCCUUGCAGCAGCGUGCGGUAAUGAAAAAAUUCUAAACCGCCGCCUUAUUUGCAAACAUAAUGUCCAAGUGUGUGAAUGUGUUUGUCUACCUGGCUGUGAGGAGGAUAUAGCCGUAAAAAAUGCGAAUUGCCUAUGUGUGAGUGUGGGUAUACAUUUGCACACCAACACACGCAUAAACAUCCAUCUUUAUAUACCCUAAAGACAUUCCUUGCAUACUCUUUUGGAUCAUCUCCAAGAAAAGGAAAGGAAGAAAAUGAACAUUGAAAACAAAAACUAAUAUUAAAUGUUUCCAUGUAUGGCACUCAACCACAAAAGCACUUGGCAAAUACUUGUUGUGUGUGCUUAAAAGUUGAAAAAGAUACUUUAGCCUCGAUACCCUACACCUAACCAGCGAUCAUGUACAUAUUGGCAGUCAGUACGAUGUGGGAUGUUCUUUGUUUUAUAUCGGAAUUUUUGUUACAUAAAAAAGAGCUCAAAAUAGUUUAUGAAGAAAAAUGCUAAAAGCUGAAUUCCGUGCCAAAUUAGAUUGAAUUUUAUCUGUUUGUUGUUUAAUUUUUAUGUUUUCAAAAGAAAAACGUCCGUAUUUAUAUUUGUAGCUUUUACAGCGACCGUAAAUUAAAAUUAGGUUCAAUAUAGCCUUUGCUUUUAAAGAGGAAUUUCUGUAAGAAAAGCCCUAAUUUUUUGUAAGAAUUACUCAGUUGUUAAAAAUAAACAAAGUCAAAUUUUAAUGGUGUAGGGUUUCUUUGUUGUCGCUUCAUGCCGGUGUUUUUUGAAAAAUGUUCUACUGCAAUGUCGUUGUUUAAUUCAUAUGUCAUGCCAACACACGUGCACCGCCCGUAAUAUACGGAAGGAUGCGUGCUGCUACCGGCAUGUUCAUACAUACAUAUAGAUACUCAUAUAGCUGUGUGCUUGCGCUAUUCAUAUGUCAAUGUCUCGUUGUGUGUAAAAGCUUUUUAUAAUCUAAAUAAUGAAAUAGAAAGCGUAUAGUUAUAAACAAUUAUAUUUGUAAUCGUAAUUACGAUAAUUAUUAUAGUCGAGUGAUUAUUAGUCUAAAUGUCCUUGUUGGUUGUUAAAGUUUACACAGUUCGUAUUUUUUUGGGGAAAAUGUUAUUUAUUGGUAAUUAAAUUACUCUUAUAAAAAGAAA
Messenger RNA from Musca domestica (house fly), 1950 nucleotides. It is a transcript of the gene LSm-4, whose product is annotated as COMM domain-containing protein 5. NCBI's taxonomy places the organism in Eukaryota, Metazoa, Arthropoda, Insecta, Diptera, Muscidae. The record is from RefSeq and is a predicted model, not a curated record. The transcript has 3 exons. Gene Ontology annotation, cellular component: nucleus. Bases 172 to 840 code for a protein of 222 amino acids.